CCGUUCCGACGCGGGGGAACCCACGUGGGAUGAAAACGACCUGAAAGCGACACAAAAAACAUCAAAAAACGUUCCAGUAGAAACGUGUUGCUUCCUUGGAUUUGCAGGAUGUUCAGGCUUCUUGACUUCCGUUUUGCAUUAGGCUUGCUGAGAUUGUCGUUUGCAGUGGGUGAACCCGGGUGAACCUCUUAAAUCUUUUGCUAUGAUGAAGAGAACCAGGGCCGAAAUGGUUCUGCUUCCGUUCGAAUCGGGUGAACAUUUAGAAGACCUUCCAACACCUUCAAAUCCGACCAUCACACCCUGAGACGCGACAAGGGCGAGCGACAGUGUCCCCUGCCUUGGAGCCAUUCUGGAUCGAUGUCAUCGAAGUGUUACAGACGCCGGGCCGCUGUGUUUCUGUGUCUGGCUCUCUUCAGCUUUGCCAACCAACAAACCAGAGAAGACGCCCUUGCGGUCGGAACGGCCGUCGCUGCCGUCCCUUUGUGUGCGAUGCCGCCCGUUUCGGCGGUGGGAGGGCUCAACGCCUUCGGCCUUGGACUGUUCAAACUCCUGUCCAAAAAAGAUGCAGAGAAUGUGCUCAUCUCGCCCAUGUCCUUGUCAGUGUGUUUGUCAAUGGUGGCCGCUGGAUCAACGCCAGACUCCACCACUGAAAAGGAGUUCUUGUCGGUGCUGGGUGGCCACAUGGCGUCCCUGCCGAAGACCUCGGCCCAGAUGGCCAACUCUGCCUGGGUGCGCUCAGCCAUCAAACCCGAGUACAUCGAGGCAAUCAAGAAGGACUUUGAAGCUGAGGCUUUGCCUUUAACGGAUCCGGAUCCAGCACCUAUCAACAAAUGGGUGAGUGAGAGGACUUCGGGUCUCAUUCCGGAGCUCUUCUCGGGGCCCUUGGACCCCCUGACGGUGCUGGUGCUGGUGAAUACCAUCUUCUUCAAAGGAUCUUGGGCGACGGUCUUUGACUCGGCCAACACCAAAAGCGGCGAAUUCCGUGGCUUUGCGUCGAAGAUGCCCUGCGACAUGAUGUGGAAGAAAGAAAAGAAGCUUGGCUAUACUGACAUGCCUGGCUAUCAAGCAGUGCAACUGCCCUACAGCGACAAGUCCACCUUUGCCACAGUGAUCCUUCCAAAGGAGGAAGGGCCUGCAGGUCUUGAAAAGUUGGUGGAGGACUUUGAUUGGAAACAGCUCUUGGGCUUCAUGGAGCCGAGCGAGGUGGAGCUCCGGCUACCCCGCUUCAAGGUCAGCGCUGGAGGCUCCAUGUCAGAUGCCUUGAAGGCCCUGGGUAUCAAGGAAGCGUUCGAGAGCAAGAACGGAUUCCUGAGAAUGUCUGAUGAUCCAUUGGUUUACUUGAAUGAUGUGGUGCACAAGGCCACCGUUUUGGUCAACGAGGAGGGCACCGUGGCGGCCGCUGCCACCGGUGCUGUGAUGGCCACGCGCUGCCUGCCGCCACCGGCAAUGAAGGUGUCCGGACGUGGCCCUUUUGGGGCGAAGAUGGUAUCGUUUGGCACCGGUGAUCCAAAUGGUCGUGAGAGAUGAGACCCUGAAUCUAUGAUCAUUUAUAGAAGAUUCUAUGAUACUCCGUUGUGAUAUAAGCAUAUUAUUAGCAUAUAUUACAUAGCCAUGUUAUUUAAAUUUGAGUUUGUUCUAAUGUGUUCUGGGAUGUACUGAGGCACAGCUGAGGUUGCGAGUGUUGAUUGGCGUUCAAUAGGUUGAAUUGGCAUUGCCUGCAUAGAGUGAUCAUUGUUCUGCCAGGUACCUUUAUCACCUUCUAGUCAAAGAGAAUGUGUAAGACCAACUCCUCCUACACCUUGGUUGGGCAUAUGAUGCAAACCGUGUGAACACGCAGCUAUUCUAUCCUAUUCUGCCCAACAUCGCCCAACACACCGUCACGUGCAGCCCGCAGAACUGAUCGGACGGAACUCUUCCUUUCAGGUGACGGUGGACAGACCCUUCCUCUUCGUGAUCAGAAGCUUUGACAGCAACUUUUGCAAGAGUAGGUGUUUAAAAGUUUUGCUUUAGGCACUUCAUGCACUUCACGGCUGCUUUCAAGCAACACAUCAAACCGGCGACACGCUCCCCACUCCCCAGUCCUUGACUUCUUGAUCCACUUCUUUGGCUUCUUUGGAACAACAAACCCGCUCCGGGCCCUUUUAGAGGCGACGCAGAUGGCUCCCUGCUUUUCAUUGGAAAGGUGGUGGUCCCGGAGCUUACGGGCAUUGACGCGAGCCUCAAAGGAGGCUACAAGGCCUAGAUUGCCUAGAUGGCACGCCGCGACGCAGUCUGCUCCGACGAACGCGUGUUCGUUGGUCUGAAGCAGACUGCGUUGUAAGAGACUCACAAACAACCCCCCCUCAAAUGAGCUCAACAAGGUUGGAAGAGGGCCGCAAGGGAUGAACGAGUGGCAUGGGAGUCCAUGUGAUCGUUUGCGCA
Durusdinium trenchii is the source of this 2421-nucleotide messenger RNA. NCBI's taxonomy places the organism in Eukaryota, Dinophyceae, Suessiales, Symbiodiniaceae. The record is from the annotation of a GenBank genome assembly.